AUGGGCAACGGCCAGGGAAAGCCCGUCGACCUCAACGGCGAAGUGAACCUCAAUCACUUCCGCCUGUUGCGAGUCGUCGGCCGAGGCGCCUUUGGAAAGGUUCGAAUCGUCGAACGCAAGGACACCAAUUUGUCCUUUGCCCUCAAAUACAUCCGUAAAGAUGAAGUCGUACGAUCCGAGAGCGUCCGUAACAUCAUCCGUGAGCGCCGAAUGCUCGAAUACGUCAACCACCCUUUCAUCUGCAACUUGAGAUACAGUUUCCAGGACAUUGAAUACAUGUACCUUGUAGUCGAUUUGAUGACGGGCGGCGAUUUGCGAUUCCACAUCUCGAGAAAGACAUUUACCGAAGAGGCAGUCAGAUUCUGGAUUGCUGAACUGGGAUGUGCCCUGCGAUACGUGCACGCCCAAAAUAUCAUCCACCGAGACAUCAAGCCCGACAACGUCCUCCUGGAUGCCGAUGGACAUGUCCAUUUGACUGAUUUUAACGUUGCUUCCGACGUGGUCAAGGGCCGCACUCUUACGAGCAAAUCUGGUACUCUGGCUUACCUCGCCCCCGAGGUGUACGCCGGCAAGGGAUACGAUGUGCGAGCAGAUUGGUGGUCACUGGGAGUCUUGUUCUACGAGUGCAUCUACAACAAGCGACCUUUCGAAGGUGGUUCCGAAGGAUCCCUCAGCCAGCAAAUCCAGGCCGCAAACCCUAAAUACCCGGUAACACAGCCUCCCGUUUCCCUCGCAUGCCUCUACGCAAUCGGCUCCGCCCUCGACCCGAACCGAGAUACUCGAAUGGGAUCGACAUGGGAGAGCUUCAUUAAUAACGAAUUCUUCAAAUGCUUCGAUUUCGAGCUCCUGGAGCUGAAGCGAAUCGAGCCCAUCUUUGUGCCUUCUUCCGACAAGACCAAUUUUGACGCCACGUACGACCUUGAGGAACUGCUUUUGGAAGAGGCGCCUCUCGAGGCCCGCGCAAGGCGUCAGAAGCCCCGUGAGCGUCUAAAGGAAGAUGCGACUGAUAAGGAGAUCCGGGAAGAUGAGCUAUACCGCAUGAUCGAGACUGACUUCAGGCCGUUUGAUUACACGGUGGCUGCAUACAAGAGCCACGUAAGAAUUACUGAAGGCACCGAGGAAGCCCUUAACCAGAACCAGAACCAGGUCCAGAACCAUAACGAGUCAGCAGAUCAUGGUCCCCAGGCUCUCACGACGGACGAGGCCACACCCAUGCCAGCAUCCAACGGAGGUUAUCAGCAAUCACCCCUCAACCCGAGUCUCAGUAAUGAAAGCCGGCAAGGCCGUCCGGUCCGGCCUGCGCCGCCACCUCCAUACCAGAACGACUUCCGGGCCCGUCACGUUCCUAUCAUUGCCGGUCAACGCGUCACAAGUCCUACGGGAGGUGUUCAGGUAACGCUUGACGGCGGUGGUAGCUGGUCUGAGCUGGCUCGGCAGGAUGCGACGCUGCCUACCGAUGCCAACAAUGUGGCAGACGGCAAGGCUGAGGGCUCUGGUGGUAUGUUUGGAUUCCUCAAGGGCAAGAAGGGCCGCACAAACAGCCCCAAGCCAAAGGAGAGAGGUGUGUUGGGCAAGGAAGGCGCAAGAGUUGUCAUCGGCUAGAGGAUGAUGGAGGCUCGCAAUGGGCCAUUCGCGUACCAGCGACAAAGGAUUAAUGGCCAGUCGACGGACUGCACUCCUGUGCUACGGAGUAGGAGGCUCAAUUAUACGAUGAGUUUACACCCGGCCAGCAGAUACCGAACGGCCUCUGCGGUAUCUCCAUGACGGACGGAAUCGGAAUCGGAUUCGACCGACACGAGUCAGUAUCAUGGAGCUCGGUAGCCAGUUAAUAUUACGCUCGGAACAGACGGGCUCGGAUGGGGCGCGGCGCGGCGACGGCGACGGGAGACAUAGGACGAUGAGAAACGGCCUCUCUACUUCAUUCAUUACGGCGUUCGGUCAUGGUUUACGGCUAGACGCCCUUGCCGCCCCAGGAUAUAGAGGGGCAUUAUCCCAAGGAACGAAUGUUGAUUUGAAACAGACUACCUAUUUGGCACAAGACCGAGGACAUAUCGCAUGUGGAGCUAUCCAUCAUUUGGCGGCAUCUCAUUCACUUUGGCCUGUGGCAUAGGCUACGUGCUGCAGCUACAGCUGCAGCCGCAAAGGCGUUCCUCUCUGUCGGGGGGGCUGGGGUUGUUUUUUUCUCGGGAUAUACUCAUUUUUUACACUUGCCCAUCCCGAUCUACACAUCUGCAAACGUCUAUUGAGGUGGGUCAGAUUAUAUACAGCCGGUUAGGUUUCGGAGUGCGUUGGAAGAGUCAAACGAGGAGAGGCGAGGUGAAGCAUUGGGAGGAGAUGUCAGUAUUGAUGGUUUAACUGUUCGUUAUUGUGAGCAUAUUUGGAAUAAUACCCCAUUUAAACUUUUA
Molecule: messenger RNA, 2405 nt
Organism: Fusarium vanettenii 77-13-4
Lineage: Eukaryota; Fungi; Ascomycota; Sordariomycetes; Hypocreales; Nectriaceae
Exons: 7
Coding region: 1-1602 (533 amino acids)
Biological process (GO): peptidyl-serine phosphorylation; intracellular signal transduction
Molecular function (GO): protein serine/threonine kinase activity; ATP binding
Source: RefSeq, a predicted model, not a curated record